Molecule: messenger RNA, 13993 nt
Organism: Nycticebus coucang (slow loris)
Lineage: Eukaryota; Metazoa; Chordata; Mammalia; Primates; Lorisidae
Gene: CACNA1C
Product: calcium voltage-gated channel subunit alpha1 C
Exons: 49
Coding region: 586-7137 (2183 amino acids)
Biological process (GO): calcium ion import across plasma membrane
Cellular component (GO): voltage-gated calcium channel complex; membrane
Molecular function (GO): high voltage-gated calcium channel activity
Source: RefSeq, a predicted model, not a curated record
AGAAACUGCUCCUGCCAGAACGGCGCUUGGCGUGGCGCGGCACGGCCCGGAGCGGCGGCGGCGGCGGCGGCGGCUCUUCCUGACUCCUCGCCCGGGAGUUGGCGGCGCUUUUUGACAGAAAAAAGCCGAGAAGGGGCCUCCGGGAGGACUCGCCGAGAGCGGGCCGAGACGUCCCAGCCCCCUGCCGGCCGGGCGGCCCCGCGUGUCCCCCGCCUCGGGUCCAUCACUACCCUGCGCCCCUCCUUUCCGCCUCUCUUCGCUCUGCCUCUCUCGAUUUAUUUUUUCAAACGGUGUGGCCGCCAGAGGUGCGGAGCUAAAUUCUUGGAAGGGGCCCGGAUGUACUGAGGAUGCAUUACAACCUCGCUAAGGGAGGCAGUAGUGGAAAGGAGCAGUUUUGGGUAUUUGAUGCAAUAAUGGGAAUCAGGUAAUCGUCUGAGGGAAGAAGAAAUACUGCAGACCCACGGCUUCCUUGAAUUUUGCACAAGAGCCACCGACCUCGGAGGAGGGAUUAAUCCAGACCCGCUUGGGGGUGUUUUUACAUUUCUGCCUCUUCGUGGCUUCUCCUUUUAAAGCAAUUGUUGGUCAAUGGUCAAUGAAAAUACGAGGAUGUACAUUCCAGAGGAAAAUCACCAAGGUUCCAACUAUGGGAGCCCGCGCCCUGCUCAUGCCAACAUGAAUGCCAACGCGGCCGCAGGGCUGGCCCCCGAACACAUCCCCACCCCGGGGGCCGCCCUGUCCUGGCAGGCGGCCAUCGAUGCGGCCCGGCAGGCCAAGCUGAUGGGCAGUGCUGGCAAUGCCACCAUCAGCACAAUCAGCUCUACGCAGCGGAAGCGGCAGCAGUACGGGAAGCCCAAGAAGCAGGGCAGCACAACGGCCACACGCCCGCCCCGGGCCCUGCUCUGCCUGACCCUGAAGAACCCCAUCCGGAGGGCGUGCAUCAGCAUCGUGGAGUGGAAACCAUUUGAAAUAAUUAUUUUACUGACUAUUUUUGCCAAUUGUGUGGCCUUAGCGAUCUAUAUUCCCUUUCCAGAAGAUGAUUCCAAUGCCACCAAUUCCAAUCUGGAACGAGUGGAAUAUCUCUUUCUCAUAAUUUUUACUGUGGAAGCAUUUUUAAAAGUAAUAGCAUAUGGACUUCUCUUUCACCCUAACGCUUACCUCCGCAACGGUUGGAAUUUACUAGAUUUUAUAAUUGUGGUUGUAGGGCUUUUUAGUGCAAUUUUAGAACAAGCAACCAAAGCAGACGGGGCAAACGCUCUAGGAGGGAAAGGGGCUGGAUUCGACGUGAAGGCGCUGAGGGCCUUCCGCGUGCUGCGCCCUUUGCGGCUGGUGUCUGGUGUCCCGAGUCUGCAGGUGGUUCUGAACUCCAUCAUCAAGGCCAUGGUCCCCCUGCUACACAUUGCCCUGCUCGUGCUUUUCGUCAUCAUCAUCUACGCCAUCAUCGGCCUGGAGCUCUUCAUGGGCAAGAUGCAUAAGACGUGCUACAACCAGGAGGGCAUCGCAGAUGUUCCAGCAGAAGAUGACCCUUCUCCUUGUGCACUGGAGACAGGACACGGGCGGCAGUGCCAGAACGGCACAGUGUGCAAGCCUGGCUGGGAUGGACCCAAGCACGGCAUCACCAACUUUGACAAUUUUGCCUUCGCCAUGCUGACCGUGUUCCAGUGCAUCACCAUGGAGGGCUGGACAGACGUGCUGUACUGGAUGCAGGACGCUAUGGGCUAUGAGUUACCCUGGGUGUAUUUUGUCAGUCUGGUCAUCUUUGGAUCCUUUUUCGUUCUAAAUCUGGUUCUCGGUGUGUUGAGCGGAGAGUUUUCCAAAGAGAGGGAGAAGGCCAAGGCUCGGGGAGAUUUCCAAAAGCUGCGGGAGAAACAGCAGCUGGAAGAAGAUCUCAAAGGCUACCUGGACUGGAUCACUCAGGCAGAAGACAUCGACCCCGAGAAUGAGGACGAAGGCAUGGAUGAGGAGAAACCCCGAAACAGAAGCACUCCGGCGGGCUUGCUUGAUCAGAAGAAAGGGAAGUUUGCUUGGUUUAGUCACUCCACAGAAACCCAUGUGAGCAUGCCCACCAGUGAGACCGAGUCCGUCAACACCGAAAAUGUGGCUGGAGGUGACAUCGAGGGCGAAAACUGCGGGGCCAGGCUGGCCCACCGGAUCUCCAAAUCAAAGUUCAGCCGAUACUGGCGCCGAUGGAAUCGGUUCUGCAGAAGAAAGUGCCGUGCUGCAGUCAAGUCCAACAUCUUCUACUGGCUGGUGAUUUUCCUGGUCUUCCUCAACACUCUCACUAUCGCCUCUGAGCAUUACAACCAGCCCCACUGGCUCACGGAAGUCCAAGACACGGCCAACAAGGCCUUGCUGGCGCUCUUCACGGCAGAGAUGCUCCUGAAGAUGUACAGCCUGGGCCUGCAGGCCUACUUUGUGUCCCUCUUCAACCGCUUUGACUGCUUCAUCGUGUGUGGGGGCAUCCUGGAGACCAUCCUGGUGGAGACCAAGGUCAUGUCUCCCCUGGGCAUCUCUGUGCUGCGAUGUGUCCGGCUGCUGAGGAUUUUCAAGAUCACAAGGUACUGGAACUCCUUGAGCAACCUGGUGGCAUCCUUGCUCAACUCUGUGCGCUCCAUUGCCUCCCUCCUCCUUCUCCUCUUCCUCUUCAUCAUCAUCUUCUCCCUCCUGGGGAUGCAACUCUUUGGGGGAAAGUUCAACUUUGAUGAGAUGCAGACCCGCAGGAGCACCUUUGACAACUUCCCCCAGUCUCUCCUCACUGUGUUUCAGAUCCUGACCGGGGAGGACUGGAAUUCGGUGAUGUAUGAUGGGAUCAUGGCUUAUGGCGGCCCCUCUUUUCCAGGGAUGUUAGUCUGUAUUUACUUCAUCAUCCUCUUCAUCUGUGGAAAUUAUAUCCUACUAAACGUGUUCUUGGCCAUUGCUGUGGACAACCUGGCUGAUGCUGAGAGCCUCACAUCUGCCCAAAAGGAGGAGGAAGAAGAGAAGGAGAGGAAAAAGCUGGCCAGGACUGCCAGCCCAGAGAAGAAACAAGAGGUGGUAGAGAAGCCAGUCGUGGAGGAAGCCAAGGAAGAGAAGAUUGAGCUGAAAUCAAUUACAGCUGAUGGAGAGUCUCCACCCACCACCAAGAUCAACAUGGACAACCUCCAGCCCAAUGAAAAUGAGGAUAAGAGUCCCUACCCCAACCCAGAAACUGCAGAAGAGGAUGAGGAGGAGCCAGAGAUGCCUGUCGGCCCCCGCCCACGACCGCUCUCUGAGCUGCACCUGAAGGAGAAGGCAGUCCCCAUGCCAGAAGCCAGUGCAUUUUUCAUCUUCAGCCCCAACAACAGGUUCCGCCUCCAGUGCCACCGCAUCGUCAAUGACACGAUCUUCACCAACCUGAUCCUCUUCUUCAUUCUGCUCAGCAGCAUUUCCCUGGCUGCCGAGGACCCUGUCCAGCACACCUCCUUCAGGAACCACAUUCUGUUUUAUUUUGAUAUUGUUUUUACCACCAUUUUCACCAUUGAAAUUGCUCUGAAGAUCCUAGGCAAUGCAGACUAUGUCUUCACUAGUAUCUUUACGUUAGAAAUUAUCCUUAAGAUGACUGCCUAUGGGGCGUUUCUACACAAGGGCUCUUUCUGCCGGAACUACUUCAACAUCCUGGACCUGCUGGUGGUCAGCGUGUCCCUCAUCUCCUUUGGCAUCCAGUCCAGUGCCAUCAAUGUCGUGAAGAUCUUGCGAGUUCUGCGAGUGCUCAGGCCCCUGAGGGCCAUCAACAGGGCCAAGGGGCUAAAGCAUGUGGUUCAGUGCGUGUUUGUCGCCAUCCGCACCAUCGGGAACAUCGUGAUUGUCACUACGCUGCUGCAGUUCAUGUUCGCCUGCAUCGGGGUCCAGCUCUUCAAGGGGAAGCUCUACACCUGCUCAGACAGUUCCAAGCAGACCGAGGCAGAAUGCAAGGGUAACUACAUCACAUACAAGGACGGGGAGGUUGACCACCCCAUCAUCCAGCCCCGAAGCUGGGAGAAUAGCAAGUUCGACUUCGACAAUGUCCUAGCGGCCAUGAUGGCCCUCUUCACAGUCUCGACCUUCGAGGGGUGGCCAGAGCUGCUGUACCGCUCCAUCGACUCCCACACGGAAGACAAGGGCCCUAUCUACAACUACCGCGUGGAGAUCUCCAUCUUCUUCAUCAUCUACAUCAUCAUCAUUGCCUUCUUCAUGAUGAACAUCUUCGUGGGUUUCGUCAUUGUCACCUUCCAGGAGCAGGGCGAGCAGGAGUACAAGAACUGUGAGCUGGACAAGAACCAGCGACAGUGUGUGGAGUAUGCCCUCAAGGCCCGGCCCCUGCGAAGGUACAUCCCCAAGAACCAGCACCAGUACAAAGUGUGGUAUGUGGUCAACUCCACCUACUUCGAGUACCUGAUGUUCGUCCUCAUCCUGCUCAACACCAUCUGCCUGGCCAUGCAGCACUACGGCCAGAGUUGCCUGUUCAAAAUCGCCAUGAACAUCCUCAACAUGCUUUUCACUGGCCUCUUCACUGUGGAGAUGAUUCUGAAGCUCAUUGCCUUUAAACCCAAGCACUAUUUCUGUGAUGCAUGGAAUACAUUUGACGCCUUGAUUGUUGUGGGUAGCAUUGUUGAUAUAGCAAUCACCGAGGUAAACCCAGCUGAACAUACCCAAUGCUCUCCCUCUAUGAGCGCAGAGGAAAACUCCCGCAUCUCCAUCACCUUCUUCCGCCUCUUCCGGGUCAUGCGCCUGGUGAAGCUGCUGAGCCGUGGAGAGGGUAUCCGGACCCUGCUGUGGACCUUCAUCAAGUCCUUCCAGGCCCUGCCCUACGUGGCCCUCCUGAUCGUGAUGCUGUUCUUCAUCUACGCCGUGAUCGGGAUGCAGGUGUUUGGAAAAAUUGCCCUGAAUGACACCACAGAGAUCAACCGGAACAACAACUUUCAGACCUUCCCCCAGGCUGUGCUCCUUCUGUUCAGGUGUGCCACUGGAGAGGCCUGGCAGGACAUCAUGCUGGCCUGCAUGCCAGGCAAGAAAUGCGCCCCAGAGUCCGAGCCCAGCAACAGCACGGAAGGGGAGGCCCCCUGCGGCAGCAGCUUUGCCGUCUUCUACUUCAUCAGCUUCUACAUGCUCUGUGCCUUCCUGAUCAUCAACCUCUUUGUAGCUGUCAUCAUGGACAACUUUGACUACCUGACCAGGGACUGGUCCAUCCUUGGUCCCCACCACCUGGAUGAAUUUAAAAGAAUUUGGGCAGAGUAUGACCCUGAAGCCAAGGGUCGUAUCAAACACCUAGAUGUGGUGACCCUCCUCCGGCGGAUUCAGCCUCCCCUGGGCUUUGGGAAGCUGUGCCCUCACCGCGUGGCUUGCAAACGCCUGGUAUCUAUGAACAUGCCUCUGAACAGUGAUGGGACAGUCAUGUUCAAUGCCACCCUGUUUGCCCUGGUCAGGACAGCCCUGAGGAUCAAAACAGAAGGGAACCUGGAGCAGGCCAACGAGGAGUUGCGGGCCAUAAUCAAGAAGAUCUGGAAGCGGACCAGCAUGAAGCUGCUGGACCAGGUGGUGCCCCCUGCAGGCGAUGAUGAGGUCACAGUUGGCAAGUUCUAUGCCACUUUCCUGAUCCAAGAGUACUUCCGGAAAUUCAAGAAGCGCAAAGAGCAGGGCCUUGUGGGCAAGCCCUCCCAGAGGAACGCCCUGUCCCUACAGGCUGGCUUGCGCACACUGCAUGACAUCGGGCCUGAGAUCCGUCGGGCCAUCUCUGGAGAUCUGACUGCUGAGGAAGAGUUGGACAAGGCAAUGAAAGAGGCUGUGUCUGCAGCCUCUGAAGAUGACAUCUUCAGGAGGGCUGGUGGCCUGUUUGGCAACCACGUCAGCUACUACCAAAGUGACAGCCGGAGCUCCUUCCCCCAGACCUUCACCACCCAGCGCCCACUGCACAUCAACAAGGCGGGCAACAGCCAAGGUGACACCGAGUCACCCUCCCACGAGAAGCUGGUGGACUCCACCUUCACCCCCAGCAGCUACUCAUCCACGGGCUCCAAUGCCAACAUUAACAAUGCCAACAACACAGCCCUGGGCCGCCGGCCCCGGCCUGCCGGCCCACCCAGCACUGUCAGCACCGUGGAGGGCCAUGGGACGCCCCUGUCCCCCACCGUGCGUGUGCAGGAAGCAGCGUGGAGGCUCAGUUCCAAGAGGUGCCACUCCCGGGACAGCCAAAUAGCCAUGGUGUGCCCGGAGGAGGUGUUUCCUGGCGAGACCUAUGAAGUCAAGGUGACUGAAGACACGGAAUCCUGCAGCGAGCCCAGCCUGCUCUCCACAGACAUGCUUUCCUAUCAAGAUGAUGAAAAUCGGCAGCUGACUCCCCCAGAGGACAAGAGGGAUAUUCGGCAGUCCCCGAAGAGGGGCUUCCUUCGCUCUGCCUCACUAGGUCGAAGGGCCUCAUUCCACCUAGAAUGUCUGAAACGACAGAAGAACCAGGGGGGAGACAUCUCUCAGAAGACGGUCCUGCCCUUGCACCUGGUUCAUCAUCAGGCGUUGGCAGUGGCAGGCCUGAGCCCCCUCCUCCAGAGAAGCCAUUCCCCCACCUCAGCCCCCAGGCCAUUCGCCACGCCCCCUGCCACUCCGGGCAGCCGUGGCUGGCCCCCACAGCCCAUCCCCACCCUGCGGCUGGAGGGGGCCGAGUCCAGCGAGAAGCUCAACAGCAGCUUCCCAUCCAUCCACUGCGGCUCCUGGGCUGAGGGGCCAGUCCCCUGUGGUGGGGGCAGCAGCGUCACCCGGAGGGCCCGGCCUGUCUCCCUCACGGUGCCCAGCCAGGCCGGGGCGCGGGGCGGGCAGUUCCACGGCAGUGCCAGCAGCCUGGUGGAAGCGGUCUUGAUUUCAGAAGGACUGGGGCAGUUUGCACAGGACCCCAAGUUCAUCGAGGUCACAACCCAGGAGCUGGCCGAUGCCUGCGACAUGACAAUAGAGGAGAUGGAGAGUGCGGCUGACAACAUCCUCAGUGGGGGCGCCCAGCAGAGCCCCAAUGGCACCCUCUUACCUUUUGUGAACUGCAGGGACCCGGGGCAGGACCGAGCAGGGGGCGAGGAGGACGAGAGCUGUGCACGCGCCCUGGGGCGUCAGCAGAGUGAGGAGGAGCUCCAGGACAGCAGGGUCUAUGUCAGCAGCCUGUAGUUGCCAGGGCUGGGGAGAUGCUGGGUUUUUUAUUUGUUUCAAUGUUCCUAAUGGGUUCGUUUCAGAAGUGCCUCACUGUUCUCGUGACCUGGAGUUAACCGGAACAGCGUCUUCAUUCAUUUCUGUCGGGACAAGACGCAGAGUUGGGUGGUGUGGAGAGUGCAUUUUCAGGGGAAGAGCGGCAGCAGCCGGUUUGUGUGCACAGAGGCAGAGUGCUGAGGAGGCAGCAGAGAGGGGGCAGGAGAGGCAGGGGACACGGGGACCUCUCCUUACAUUUCAGGCCCUGCCACGGGAGCCAGCAGCCACUGCUGGGCGGGAGAGAGAACCUCAGCGUCCUGCAGUAGCCCUCACCAAAAGGACCCUGUGUCAAACGGGUGUCUUUCAACUUUGCUUGUAAAAAAAAAAAAAUCAUUUGCGCAUAUUCUGUAUGAGCCUGGCUGUCUCCAGAGAGCCAGGGCCCUGUGGAUUUGGAGAAGGGAGCAGGCAGGACUUCCAGCGAGGAUCCCAGCCCACCUCAGAGAGGGAAGAGGAAGCCAGAGGCUGGAGGGCCCCAGGACCAGGGAGGCAGUGCAGCAUCACCCCACAUCCCCACACAGUGGCAGCAGCCCAGCCACCUCUGCCCGCUGCAACAGGAUCUCUUAACCCUACAGAAGCCACACUGAGCUCCAGACCAGCAGUCGGGCCAACAGGCAGCGAGGACGGAGCUGGCCACCGGGGAAGGGCCCACCAGCCCUCCACGGACAGGUGGUGCUGAGCUUCUGUUGAGUGCUCCUUUGUUUUGUGGUUUGACACUUUUCUUGACAGCAUGUUGCAGUUUUCUUUUCCUUUUCUUUUCUUUCUUCUUCAUUUUUUUUUUUGGUGGUUUUUUUUUUUAAUUUUGUUUUCCCAGGGGGAGGGGAGGAAGAAGAGUGUUUACAAAGUUCUGUAGCCACCCAACUUCUUGUUUUCACUUUUGCAAAUGUAAAUCAGGUUUGGUUUUAUUGUAUUAUUUAAAUAGUUGUGGUUUCCUUUUUCCACGGAGGGGUCAAUAGAAGCCACCAACUGUGUAUGUCCAAUAAUUUGUUAUAAUUUCCUUAGGUACUAAUGAUUUUUUUCUAGUUUGGUUGCAUAAUUUAAAGGUUUGGCAAUGCACUUGAUAGGAUCUUGCACAUAUGGGCGAUUGGGUUAGGUUCCUUUUUAUGCUGGGUGUACAGGUGGGUGCAGGAGAGAGAGAGUCUCUGUGACUGCGUGUGUAUGCCAGUGGUUGUCCGUGUGCAUGUCCCAUGGGUGGACGUGCACCCACACGUGUGCCUGUGCACACCAGUGAAUGUGCAGUUCCCCCCUUGUGGUUUAACUGUGGGGAGAUCUGAAUCUGGAGCCAUUGAAAGCAAAAACAAACCACUAUCUCUGCUUCUGAAACGGGAAUCAAUAACUUUGCAUUUUCUGUCCCACAAGAUAUGCAAAAACAAUGCAAUAAUAUUCAUUUUAAAAAUACAAUUGUGAGUUGUGUUGGCAUUAAAACUGUAUUAAAAAAACACACAGAAAUUUAAGGGAAAAAGCUCAAGAAAGCAUUUUGCUUCGAUAUAUUCCGUGUAAUGUUUUAUUGCAUUGAUAAUGUUUCUGUUGAAGAAACCGUUAUACUUGAAUUCAGGUCAGUUUCAGUAUUUUUCAAAUAUUUUUUUAAAAACUGAAUUGCAAUUGUGCCAAGCGAAUAUAAUGAAUUAAGUUUGUUUUUGAAUUCACUUCUUGUAUAUUUUGCUGCAUGUAAAGUAAAUCAUUUUGUAUUUGGAGUGUGACAAGCUUUACCUUUGACCUCUUAAGUGCUUUUCUAUAUGUGGUUGGGGGAAAGGGAAUGAUUUUUCUUUUAAUUUGUACUAAUGAGCAAAAAUACCACCAGUGUCAGUCAUUAAUCCACAAACAGGUUUGGACAUUACUGUUUUGCAUAUCUUGUGUUCUCUUCCAUUUCCUUCAAUUUUUCCAAAAUCCUAUGAUAAGUGUAUUCAUACCAUCGCUUGCUUUGAGAGCCCAGGACAUAUUUUAUUCCAGUCUUCACGAUCUGCUCUGCUCAGGCUCUCUGGCUGGGCCUUCUCCAGGAAGAGCCCUUCACCCUGAGCAGUGGGAGGCAUCUGCCCAGCCUUAGUCACCAAGCUGGCAGCAGCAGCCCCACAGCAGCCACGGCUGACCAUCCAUUUAUUCCCAGCACAGAUGUUUCUCAUUGGUUUCCUCAGGAAAGCGUACACUGACUAAGAGGACGGAAUUAAGGUUGGACUGGCUGGAGGGAGGGGCAUCCUGCUCUGCAUCCUCUGGCAGCUGCUCUGCAUCCAUGCGGACAGCAGUGGCUUGAGAAAGGCAGGUGGGUGAAAGCGAGCCAUCCCGCAGCCACCUCUGCCAGGCUCUUCCUCCAUCUCUUCCUCACUCCAGAGCAGGCUUUACCCCAGACCCAUCCUCACGCACGUGGAGGGGACAGGACAGGGAGGAAGCAGCUAGAGGUCAUAUUGCUGGCGGAAAUAAAUCUUCUGGGGGCUUAUACCUAGAAUAUCACUCCCUGGGUGCUGUGUCCUUCAGAUAAAUUUCAACAACGAUGGCUGAGAAGGGGCUGCUUUGGGGGAAAAUGGGCCUCAACCAUUCACCCAGAACUUACCCAUUAAAUCUCUUCAGGCCCAGUGCUUUCUCAGCCCCUCUCGGCACUUAUAAGAGCAAGCUAGAAAUUAAAGUAAGGGACAGUCCAUUCCUCAGUGACAACCGGUUGCUUUUUCAUGGACUGAUUCAUUAAAAGUAAAGAAAUGUGCUGGACACUCCCAGGUCAAUCAAUGUAGCUCUAGAAACAGUUUCUUCAUGAUACUUCAGCCCAACCCAUCCAGACUUUCUUGGUCCCUUCUCAGUGCCAGCAAGGUCUUCUAGAGUUGAGUUUAGGUUUCAUCUUUGGUCCUGUUUCCCCAAACUGUACUAAGAUUCUAGUUAUGAUGGAGAGAGGAGCCCUUUUGAACUAAUGUCUGAUUCUUGUGAACAUUUGCCCUCUGGAUAAUGAAUCUGGGAGUUUUGACUGACCACACACCGUCUCUCUCAACUUUUUCUGCUGCCUUCUAUUUUCCUUUGGAACUUUUCAUUUGCAUCACCAGGUCUCACUGACUAGUGCCCAGUGGCAUGGGCUAAAAGCCAGGUUCAAGCCAGCUGCGCCCCAGGGUCCUGCCUGGCCAGCAUGAUCCCCUUACCCCCACAGGCUCCUUCUCUGUCAGCUGUGACAAGGGCACCGUGCCCUGUGCUGCUGUGAAGGACAGUGGAUCUUCCCUAGCCUGACCCUGAUAGACCAGUGUAAGACUCACAUGGGAUGCCUGUCAUCAUGACACAUUGGUACGAGUCAUGCAAUCUGCAAACUGCAUCCCCACAGCAAUAGGUGAUGUCUGCUCUCCACCAAAAAUGGAAUUGUCAAAUCUUCCAUAGCCCUCCUGACAACCUCUAGGAGGCUGAGGGCCAAAAGGACUUGAAGAAGUGUAGUUUAAAGGCUGUAGUUUGGUGAACUUGAUUUUCAUUUGUUCUCUGACCAGCCCUGCCUCUUUUAUUUUUCACACCUUGGUCAUGGAUUAUCUAUUCACGUGCCUGGCCACAUGAAGCAGAAAGAUCUCCAGCUGUCUACUUUCUGCCUAUUCCUACAAAGUUCUUUUUGUCUUGAGGUCCUAGGUUUUGGCUUGAUUCAUGAAUUUUUCCCUGCUUUGAUUCAGAGCUAUUAUAGCUGCCUUCCUUCUUAUUACCCAAUAGGCUUCCCUGUGUCUGGGAAAUCCAGUCAAAGGAACAGACUAUUACCUCAUCCUCCUGUUUGCUUGUCUGGAGGGAAGCUGCCUGUCACUUCCUCCCAGCCAUCCUCCCUCCAAAACUCCUGACUGUCCAGGUGAAGAGGGGAAGGCAACCAUAGGAGAGGUAGACCUCGCCACACCAAAGUUAACAUCUUUCUGAGAAAUAAGAAUACUCUGAAAAGGAGGAGUGUGAAAGUCAACAAAAGGAUGAAGGCAUCUUUAUAUAAGCCGGUUGACACAUGCCCAUCACUCCUAAAGGCAAAGAAACAGAACAAGAAUUUAUACUAGGGAUGGAGUAGAACCCUAGUAAUCGGGGCUUUAGCCGCAUCAAACCGUAAUUGUAAAAGUUGCGAAAGAAUGAUGGCAAUUCCAUCCCUAGGGGCCUCAGAUAAUUAAAAUAUCAUUGUCUAGGAGUUAGAAGUAAUUUAACAAAGAGAUCAAGGAAAGGGCCAUCUGGCUUCUUUUAAGCUCCACAGGAGUCAAAAACUUGCUGUGAAUGUCUGGGCUUAUUCUGUUUUUGUAAAGAGAACCUGGCUCUGGGGAAAAUGCCAGCACUGAGAGGACCAGAGGGAGUAGGCAAAGGGCAUAUUUUGGCUCUGUAUGUGUCUGUUCCCAUUCUAUGGAAAAACAUGUUCAGCUCAGCCACCAGCAGUGAGCAGGCUGGCAAAGCACCUGAUGCCCCAGGAUCUCCUCAGGAAUAUGAGAAAAAGAUACCUUUUCAAUCUAGUGCUGUUCUCCCAGCCUUAUCACCCUACCUGGCUGGCCUUAGCAGGAGGGGAAGCCCUAAUCUGACCCAUGGUGGGGCUCUCGGUUACCCAGUCACCUGAGUCCAGUUCUGCUGUGGUUGCGUUUUGAGGACAUAGAAGGGGAAGAUCAGAGGGAAAGAAGUGCCCUGUGGUCAACAGCCCUCCCUCUUCCUGCCCCCUUCCCCCAGCCUAGCCAGGGUGGCAGCAAGGGACGGGGGACUCGUGUGCAGAUGCUGACACAGUUUCUUUGUGAAGCCACUUCUGGUUUUCGCUUUAUUUAUUUAUUUAUUUUUAUUUCAAAGCAAUAAAACAUUGCUUUGCAGAGCCAGACACCAAUACAACAGGUAAAUGGGUUUCUGCCAGGUUUUUGCAUUGUUGGGGAAACACUCAAACAGCCCCCGCCCCCCACUCCCUCCACACACAUACCCUUAAGGCCCGAGGGCUGGGAUUGAGCCCUAGGUAAGGGACCUUCCUCCUCCCAGAGAGGACACAGAAUCAGCGACCUCUUCAGGUGGAAAUUAGUGCCCUCGGAACCUAUUUUUAUUAUGAAGUAAAUAUUAUUUAUCUACAUUGAAAAAAUACUACUACUAAAAUCAACUUUUUCUCAGAUGACUUUAAGAGGAUUGAUCCAAAGCACAUGAAGUGGCAAAGACCCUUGCUCUUUCUGCUAUGUUAGAAAAGACUUUUUAUCAGUCUCCCAAGGAUAUUUGAGAUGGCAGCUGAAUGAAUCAAGCACAAUGAAUCAGUUCAACACUGAGAGUAGAGUCAGAGUUGGGGUUUUCCAUGAAAAUCCUCUCACAUCUCUGCUACGAACAAUAAGGAAGACAAAACAAAGUCUAGGUAAUUAAACGAGUUUGAAAUAGGACGUCUCCAGAGCCACAUCCUCUCCCUUUAGAUCAGAUACUGGCCACUUAACAGAUGCACCCUACCUUUGUGGGGCAUCCCUUACACCGCAGUUUUCAGAAUCUAAGUAAUUUAACUUUGUAGGGUUCCCGGAAAGGAUAACAUGCCACUUCACCUGACAUAAACCAGACAUGUCCUACAAAUGUGCCAUCUAAAAAUCACUUAUGCACUUAAAACCGAGGUCAUUAUCAGAGAAAUUUGAGUGAAAGACGUAAAAGAGGAUACUUUUCUGUGUGAGGAAAUUCAGACAUGGACAAAAUGGCUCUUAAUCAUUGUGUGGGCCUGAGAAUCUCUGUUCCUGUGUUCUCGGAGCCCUGCUAUUUGUAACCAGGGUAAAGAAGGAGUCUUUGCCCAGGGCACCUGCACCUGCUGGUUCCAGACGCCCUUUGUGAAGUCUCUCCUAAGCCCUUAGCCUGGGGAAGAGAGAAGAGAGGCUCUUUUCUGUACAAGCAUGGUCACUGGGUCUUGUUCCAAAACCCCACCCCCAAGACUUCCCAACAUGGAGAAACUACACCAGGGAAAAAGGGAAAGGGAAAAUAAAACCUGAGAAUCAAGGGCAGAUGAUUUGUAAACACCAGUUCCUGGGUAAAUGGCUUCCUGAGAAGGUGUCCAGCAACCCAAAUGCUGUGGGCACUUUCUGCUUCCACACAUCAUGCCUUCCACCCACCCACCUGCCAAGCUUCCCCCACCUGGAAUCCAUCCCUUAACUUCCCUGUAGACUAUCCGUGGCCUCUUCUCUGCAUUCUGCCUGCCCAGAUCCCUGUGGGAUGAGGCCUGGCCUGGCCUGAAAUAGGCCAUGAGGAGCAAAGGGACUGUGAUGGUAGUGGAUGGGAAUAACCUGUGGGAAAACACACGCGUCCAUUAAGAAAUAGGGUGACUGGUCCCCCCUAGGGAAGCACUGGAAUGUCUAUUACUCUCAUACUAUUGCUGUUUUAUUUUAAUACACCAGAGCUAACAAGCAAAACUCCCCUCCAUGUGAAAGGCUCCUAACAAAUCUCCUCGGUCCCUCCCCUCCGCGUGUCCUGCUGCUCAGACCCACCUUCGUGCCCCCAAACCACUCUGUGUCAUGCCUGUUACAGAGGCACAAAACAGCGACAGUGCCUCCAUUGUCACCACCCCCACACACCUGUACACCCCAUGCCUCCCCCUCCAGGCUCCACGACUUCACAGUCUUACUGUUGUAAAUACUGUUGUACAGUUUGUAAUCGUCAAAUAAUCCCGUCGUCAAAGGCCUCGCCUGCUGCGCCUUCUCACCCCGAGAAAGGCCAGGGAAUCUAGAAGGGGCAACCUUUCAAGGAGAGCUUCAGGGUCAUCUCUGUGUGAGACGCUAUUGUAUAUUCCUGUAAGAUUGCAUUUUUAUCUAAGGAAUGAUGUUAUUUAAAAAACAAACAAAAAAUACAAAAAAUAAGAAUUGCAAAUAAAUUUCUUAACAAUGUC